AUGUUUGAACCUGUGAGAGUAAAAUUUUUAUUGUCGUUAAUAAUCAUCGAAGUGGCUUGUGAGCAGAGGUUCCUGGAGACUCCGGUCUCCUAUCAGGAAGUUGGAAGCGGUGAGGACGUGGUCCUCACCUGCAGAGUCGACAACAAGAGGGGCCAGUGCAUAUGGCAGAAGGAUGGAAAACCCAUUGGCAUACAUCCGGAGAAAUACGAGUGGGCCAGUGUGCGGAGUAACAGUGUCAGCGAUGCUGACUGCAGUCUCCUCAUUAAGCGCGCCUCCCUCGAGUUCGACGACGGCUAUUGGGAGUGUCAGGUGUCACCUGGUGAUUUCACCAGGCAAGACGCCCUGACCUCCCUGCCGUCGCGGCUCUUAGUGAGAGUUAAACCGAGAAAACCUAGACUGGAGUAUGGGGGUGCAAUCCUGACGGGCGCUCUUACGCUUAAGGAGGCACAGGAGGUCACCAUUUCCUGUGUCUCUCGCUAUGGCAAUCCACCGGCACUUAUUAAAUGGUUCAUAGGGGGUGACGAGGUGGAACCGCUGAGGGAGCAGACUAAUGCCACCGAGGUGGACAGCCCGAAAACAUGGGCGGCGCACAGUCUUCUGAGGAUCCGAGGGCAACGGGAGAGUCACGGGAUGCCCAUCAGGUGCCUCAGUCUUCAUUCGUCGAGUCCACUGCCUGCCAUCGCCGAAUGUCGACUCGAUGUUCAUUAUUCUCCCGAGGUUCGCAUCGAGACAAGCCCCCGAGUACUAUCGUCCUCUCUUGAAGACUCCUCAAGUUUCAUGAGCAUCAAAUGUCUCGCUGACGCAAAUCCACCGGCGACCAUCAGGUGGUACAAGGACAUGGCCAAUUUAGCGAAGAAUAACGUAGUAGAGCACAUGAUAAAUAAUUCAACCCUGAGCCCUCUCGCGAAUGCGAGUGUCAGCGGCUCGGAGAUGCGAUUUGAGCCGGUGAAGAGGGAAGACGCUGGAUUAUACUCUUGCAAAGCAGUCAACGCUAUUGGAGAAAGUUCUCCAGCAAACUACAGACUCGAUGUUCAAUAUGGCCCGCGAUUAAAAAUGAGUGGAAAACUGAAUGAAACUCGAAGUGAAGUAGAAGCAACAGCGCUUUUGUCAUCGACAGUGGAGGCUUUCGAGUGUGACGAAUUCGAAGCCAAUCCACCGGCGCGUUACAAAUGGCUGCACGUGAGAGGAAGCAUUUCUGGGCCUGUCGAUAAUGCAAUCGACGAGAAAUCUAGUGCAAACGAUGGACGAGUAUUGAGAAUGAGAAAUGUCGUUUGGUCGGACGAGGGUGAAUACCGCUGUGUCGCGUUCAACGCCAUCAACGGGGUGCGACGAGAGAUGACGUCGGAGACGCGAUUUCUCCUUCACAUUUCCGGCCCACCGGAGAUUCAGACGAGGGCGACGGACAAGUUCGCGGAGAAGGGGAUGUUCGAGUCGGUGGGGUGGGCCGGGGAGCCUGGCCAUCGGCUCAUGGCGAGGUUCUGCUCAAGACCACCACCGAGACUCGUCGCCUGGCAGUGGGGGAGCUCGCACAUUCGUGCUGGUGAAGUCAUAGAGCCAAAGUACGAAGCACUUCCACUGGAGCCAAUAACCGAAAAUUCCGAGUUGACGAAUUGUUAUUGGGCCAAACUGGAGAUAAGAAAUCUCCAGAAGGAGGAUGCGCGAGUUUACAGUCUCUUAGUUGAGAGUGAGAAGGGACGAGAUUCGAUGAGCCUCAGACUGAUAGUGAGAGAUCCCACGGAAAUGAAGAUCAUAGCGAUCGCCUCAGGUGUGGGCCUGCUGCUCCUCCUCGCGAUAAUUGCGCUGGUGAUUUAUUUGCUGUUGAGGGCGAGGCAUCGCCGCUACUGUAAGGAUCGCGAGGAGGAGGACGAGGAGGAGGGGAGCAUCGCUGCUGACGCUUUUUACGCGACACCGGCGUCGAUAAAUCGGUCGCAGAAGAGUCAGCCGGCCCCGAAAGUCUACUCCAGAAAACAUCCCGAUGGGGGUCUGGCUGUCAUGUACGAUUACAAUCAGAUCGCCAGGCAGACGCAGACCAUGAGCCCCGAAGCGCUGAAGGUCCGGCGGGCACCGGCGGUCCUGCAGGCCCCGACAAUUGUUUGAAGAAUUCAGUAACGAAGCGGUAAAACGGUUCAAGUCGACUUAGCUCUCUACUGAU
Molecule: messenger RNA, 2152 nt
Organism: Diachasma alloeum
Lineage: Eukaryota; Metazoa; Arthropoda; Insecta; Hymenoptera; Braconidae
Product: hemicentin-2
Exons: 5
Coding region: 1-2097 (698 amino acids)
Biological process (GO): cell-cell adhesion
Cellular component (GO): cell-cell junction
Molecular function (GO): cell adhesion molecule binding
Source: RefSeq, a predicted model, not a curated record